CCUCUGCUGUUUCCUUUCCCUUCCGCUCGCCCUCAGAAUAUCCUUGUCAUCUCUCUCCAUCCGUCCCUGGCUCUCUCCCCUUCUCCUCCUGAUUUCUUUCCUCCCCGGAUCUUUUUCCCCCUCCAUUAUUUGUUAGGCUCUUAUCCCGGUCUCCACCUGAUCUCUCCAGCACAGCUUCCUCCCAUCCUCAUUUCGGAUCCUUCUCUCCCUGCGUCCAUUAAUCUUUGUCUGUACAAUCCUCCCGCUAUCUCCAUCGCUUAUACCCUUCUCCCUCAUCACCCCCCAUUACAUCCUUCAUCACCUUCUUUACAAAAUCCUCCCUCCAUAAUGUCCCUCCUAAUCUCUCUUUGAUCGCCAAAUCCCAUCCUCCUCCUCCAUUGAUGCUUACACUCACCUGGACGAGGUCACCUAUCCACUACAACCACCGCCAUGUUUAGACGGACCAAGAGUUGCAGAAGCAGCAACCGGAAGAGUUUAAUCCUCACAAGCAGCAGUUCCCCCACCCUUCCCCGACCGCACUCGCCUCUGCCCGGUCACAUAGGGGGAAGCCCUAUGGACAGUCCUCGGAAUUUUUCCCCAAGUGCAGCGGCUCACUUCUCAUUUGCCUCUUCUCGCAGAACAGAUGGCCGCCGCUGGUCUCUCGCUUCUCUUCCAUCAUCCGGAUAUGGGACGAAUACUCCAAGCUCUACUGUUUCGUCCUCCUCCUCUUCUCAGGAACGCCUUCACCAGCUACCAUUCCAGCCCACUUUGGACGAGCUCCACUUUCUAUCCAAGCAUUUCGGCAGUACAGAGAGUAUCCCUGAUGAUGACGGUCGUAGGUCCCCUGCGGUCCGGCCACGAUCUCGAAGUUUAAGCCCUGGCCGGUCACCUUCCUCUUACGACAACGAAAUCGUGAUGAUGAACCAUGUGUAUAAAGAGAGGUUCCCCAAGGCCACAGCUCAGAUGGAGGACAGGCUCCGCGUAUUUAUCUCCAACUUUUCUCCUGAAAACGUCCUGCCCCUGGCCGAUGGCGUCCUGAACUUUAUCCACCACCAAAUUGUGGAGCAUGCCAGGGACUGCCUGACACGGAGCACCGAGGGGAUGAUCACCAGUCCCUACUUCUACCAGCUGCAGGAUAACCUGGACAAGCUGCUGCAGGACGCCGUGGAGCGAUCGGAAGGGUCCGAAGUGGCUUUUAUCGCCCAGCUGAUGAAGAAUCUGCUCAUCAUCAUCUCACGGCCGGCCCGUCUACUGGAGUGCCUGGAAUUUAACCCUGAGGAGUUUUAUCACUUGUUGGAAGCGGCCGAGGACCAGGUGAAGGAAGGAAACCUUAAGAAAGAUAUACCCAAAUACAUCCUACGACAGCUGGGGCUCACAAGAGACCCAUACCCAGACGUAGCUGCUGAAGAACCUCUUACCUUGGAGACACACACACCUGAAAGUGAAGAUACUACGGAGGGCAAAGGAGCCACCAAGCCGAUAAGACCGCCUGAGGAGAGUGACUUUGAAACCAUUAAACUGAUCAGCAAUGGUGCCUAUGGAGCAGUAUAUCUCGUCCGGCACCGGGAGACCCGCCAGCGGUUCGCCAUGAAGAAGAUCAACAAGCAGAACUUGCUGCUUCGGAACCAGGUGCACCAGGCCUUCGUGGAGCGAGAUAUCCUGACCUUUGCGCAGAAUCCCUUUGUGGUCAGCAUGUUCUGCUCUUUCCAGACUCGGAGGCACCUCUGCAUGGUCAUGGAAUAUGUAGAAGGGGGUGACUGUGCCACGCUCCUGAAACACAUUGGUGCUCUUCCUCUGGAGAUGGCCCGGUUAUAUUUUGCCGAGACAGUUCUGGCUUUGGAGUACCUACACAACUACGGCAUCGUUCACCGGGACCUGAAACCGGACAAUCUUCUUAUAACUUCAAUGGGUCACGUUAAGCUGACGGAUUUCGGCCUGUCCAAAAUGGGGCUCAUGAAUCUCACUACUAAUUUAUACGAAGGGCACGUUGAGAGUGAAGCAAGAGAAUUCCUGGACAAACAGGUGUGCGGGACCCCAGAGUACAUAGCACCAGAGGUAAUUCUGCGUCAGGGUUACGGAAAACCUGUGGACUGGUGGGCAAUGGGCAUUAUCUUGUAUGAGUUCCUCGUGGGCUGUGUCCCGUUCUUUGGCGACACCCCUGAAGAGCUGUUUGGUCAGGUGAUUAGUGAUGACAUUGUCUGGCCAGAGGGCGAGGAAGCCUUACCGACAGACGCCCAGAACCUCAUCUCCAGCCUCCUACAGACGGACCCCUUACUCAGACUGGGCACAGGGGGAGCUAUUGAGGUGAAGGGCCAUAACUUUUUCACAGACUUGGACUGGAACGGCUUGCUGAGGCAGAAGGCAGAAUUUAUUCCUCAUCUGGAGGCUGAAGAUGACACCAGCUACUUUGAUACUCGGUCAGAUCGCUAUCAGCAUAUAAACUCCUAUGACGAAGAUGAUACGAACGACGAAGACUCUGUGGAGAUCAGGCAGUUCUCAUCUUGUACGCCAAGAUUCAGUAAAGUUUACAGUAGUAUGGAGCAGCUGUCCCAGCUCGAGCAGAAACCCUCCACCCCUGUCCAAGACUCCACCAAACAAGAACGGUCCGAGAGGACCAGCAAGAGAGAGACCCUUGGGGGGGUCACCCUGAGAGAUCGCUGCUGGAGGACCGUGUCUCCUGAAAUGAAGCAUUUCUCGGAUGCUGCGGACACUGACUCCAGCCCGCCAUUAGCCGCCCGGCGCCGCUUCUCUGCCUUGGUGGAUACAGCUCGCUUUGUGGCUCCUCUAGAAGGAGAGGGAGAGGGCAGAGUUAAAAGUAGCAGCGGGACUCAUUUUGGUCAAAGCAAAAUCCCCCUGGGAGAGUUAGAAGCAGACAAGUCUUCAGAAUCACAAAUACAGCAGGACACAGACUCCUCCCCCCGCGCCACCAAUGACCUGGUCCUGCGCAGAGCCCGUCACCAGCACCUCUCUGGGGACAGCGACCGGAGGAGAACUGGGGGAAAGGUGAUCAAGUCAGCCUCCACCACCGCACUGUCCGUCAUGAUCCCUACAGUGGAGCAGCACAGCAGUUCACCCCUGGUCAGUCCCAUGUCUCCCCGCUCUCUCUCAUCCAAUCCGUCUUCACGAGACUCUUCUCCCAGCCGUGACUACACCCCGGCAGUCAGCAGUCUCCGCUCCCCCAUCUCUAUCCAGCGGUCAGGGAAGAAGUAUGGCUUCACGCUGAGGGCCAUUCGAGUGUACAUGGGGGAGAGUGAUGUAUACAGCGUCCAGCAUAUAGUUUGGCAUGUUGAGGAUGGAGGUCCUGCUCAUGAGGCAGGACUAUGUGCCGGUGACCUUAUUACUCAUGUCAACGGAGAACCUGUACAUGGUCUGGUGCACACGGAAGUAGUAGAGCUGAUCCUGAAGAGCGGUAACAAGGUGCUGGUCACCACAACACCUUUUGAGAACACAUCAAUCAGAACUGGUCCAGCCAGGAGGAGCAGCUAUAGGUCCAAGAUGGCCCGGAGGAGCAAGAGGAGUAUGGGAAGAGAAGGGCAAGAGAGCAAGAAGCGCAGUUCUCUCUUUCGUAAGAUCACCAAGCAGUCCAAUCUCCUGCAUACCAGCCGCUCUCUGUCUUCUCUCAGCCGCUCUCUCUCCUCUAGUGACAGUCUGCCAGGAUCUCCUACUCACAGCCUCUCUGCCCGUUCUCCAACCCACAGCUAUCGAUCAAUGGAUUCUGCAUAUCUAGGUGCCUCUUCUCAAGGCAGCUCUCCUUCUUCCAGCACUCCUAAUUCCCCUGCCCCUCCUCCUCCAUCUUCCUCCAAUUCUUGCGCCUCCACAGCCUCCUCCACAUCCUCCCCAGCACCACCCUCUCCCCACAUUCGUCCCAGUACACUUCAUGGCCUGUCCCCAAAACUUCACCGCCAGUACCGUUCUGCACGCUGCAAGUCUGCUGGUAAUAUGCCGCUUUCUCCUCUAGCUCAUACUCCAUCACCUACUGCAGCAGCCUCCCCACCUCUGCUUCCAAGCCACAGUGUAGGGAGCAGCCUUACCACACAGAGCUUCCCUCCAAAGUUGCAUCCUUCCCCUCCUGUCUCCCGUCAACGUCCCAAGAGUGCAGAACCUCCACGUUCCCCUCUCCUGAAGAGAGUGCAGUCCGCAGAGAAGUUGGGAGGUGGGGGGAGUGGUGGAGCACCUAGAAAACAGGAGCCAGGAGGCGGUGGGGGUACUCCCGAUGGAGAACUAGGAGAAACUCUUGGAAGUAGAUCACAAGCAGUCAGAAGAGUAGGUAGACAGGAGUCCCCAAGAAGCUUGUGUGCUGGAGACCUCUUAGUAGAUAGUUUGGAGAGACUGGAAGGUGACCUGGCAGCUGGAAUAUUACAACAGGUAGAGGCACACAAAAAUACUGAGGGUAAGGUUCAAGUAGUAGGAAAAAUAGGUACAGUAGUCCGAAGUCCUGCUACAUUUUCACCACAAGAGCCUCCUUCUACAUCAACAUCUGCCCUUCCAACACAAGGUGACCCUUCCCAUGCUAUGGUUGGGAGAUGCCAGGUGAAAACUCUGAGUCCUGUACAGGAACACGAGGGCAGAAGAGGUGAAGGGGAAGAAGGGGUAGGAGAGGGAGAAGGUAAAAAAGGAGAAAAAGGAGAGGAAGAUGAAGAUCGUGGAACCAUGAGAGAACGCUGGUAUCUAGAAGUGGUGGAAGAAUUGACCACAGUGGGAAAAAGUACACCCCAUGUUACCACAAGAGGAGGCUCUUCCAAUCUCUCACACUGUUCACAUUCUGUCCGGCCCAAGAGUGUUGAUUUUGACCAAAUGAAAAGCGUGCUCGCUGGCUUCUCACAUGUACAGUCUGAUGUCAUGCAUCACACGAAGAAUAAAGACCUGGAGGUUUCCUCUCUAAAAUCUUUAGCCCCUAAAUCUUCAACCCUUUCAUCUCAACAAUCUGAAAUAAAACGGCUUGAUCUCAACAAUACAAAAUGUGAUCCAUCCUGCAGUAUUAAGGAUGAAAAGCCAAUGGCUGACAUCCCAAAAUGUCCAUCUCUGUCUCGAUCUAAUGGGAAACACCCCGAAACAUUCCAGUCGGCUUCCUCUCACCCCGUUAGAUUAAGGGAUGACGUAAAGGUUUCCACCUCCAGCACAAAUGGUUUAAAGCCUGGACCAGCUCCCACCACCAGUCUACUCCCAGAGAAAACCAGUGAACCUAUGAAAUCCACUCCAUCUAUCCCCACCUCAGAAAAUGUUAAAGGAAAUGGGGCAACAGUUGAGAUUCCUCCAUUGCUUCCACUGGGUCCACCAGCUGUUUCCCCUAUCAGUAUCCAGAUAACCAAAGCUGAAAAUGAACAAAUACGAGGGACUACUACAGUGACCAAUAAUAUCACACUGGGUGGGAAGGAAGGAAGUCAGACGAUGGUGACCAACAUCCUACCGACUGUUAAAGUAAAUGAUACAGAAGAUAAAGUGAUGCCCAAAUCCACCCAUACUUCUCCACCUACUCCAAGUGCAACUGAGAAGAGCCAAGCAAGCAAUACCACAACCACAAGCAAGACAAGUGGACCAGAAAGUGAUAAGACCAAGGUGGCUGUAGCACCUUCAGCAGUUAACAAGGUCACUUGCACCAAAGCUGGACAGAUCAGCUUUACGGAUAACACCCCAUGUAUUAGUAAGCCUUCAGGAACAGAACCAGACAAGGCAAGAGGGACAACCAGGCCAUUGAGUACUCACAAGACUGAAGAAACAAAUGUCCGGGCAAAGCUGACCACAGCUGCUUCUGAUAGUAGCAUCAGCAAAAUCCUGAGCGAUCAGUCCAAGAAGACCACCAUCUCUCCAAGCUUUGAUCGAGUAAGCAUGCUGGACACCACCCAAGGCAAGGUUCCUGCUACAGUAUCAUGUAGUAAACUUGCAACUGGGAUCGGCGACCAAAUGACCAAAACUUCUACGGGAAGUUCUGAUGUCGACAAAAAGCAGAGUAAGGUGUCUACGGCUUCUACUAAGAUGACAGAAGAUCAACCCAAGGAGUCGGCAGUAGCAAUUAAGAUUGGUGGAGCUGAGAGCGACACGCACGGCCCACCUGCAAAAUCUCCAAGUUCCCAGACAUCAGCCACAGUCACAAGUCAGCGGCGCUCCUAAGCAAAGUGGUCUUUUUGUCUUCGUCAGGGUGAAAGAGUCAUGAUGUCGAUGAUACUAUGAAUUUAACCCCUCUAUAUUCAGGAGAGAGCGAUGACUAGGGGUCAGGUGUCCUAUCUGCCCAAUACUGGAUUCUUGAAAUGAGCCUUAUUGCCCCCCCCCCUUACAGCCUCUGAGAGAGGUGGGGGCUGCACAGGCGUGUAUGUGUGUGUCUGUGUGUGUGUCUGUGUAUCCGUGUGUUUGUGCCGUGCCUUACUUGUUAUUUAGUUGGGGAUAAAAAAAAGUUACUGCACAUACACACACUUAGCGCUAGAAACUAAAGAGAUCAUAGAGUGACUCAGCAGGUCUGUCCACGGAGGGUUAACAGGUAGAGGCGCUUCUGAUGGACCCAUUCCCAACAAACAUUGGAGGCAGCCAUUUUGCUUGCCAGAAACUGGUGGCGGCAUUGAGACGCUGAGGUGAAAGUUUACUUCCCAAAAUGGCCGCCCCUAGUCUUUGUUGGUGACCAGUCCUGAUGAAGGAAGGGUUAACAGAGUAAUGAACUGCAGGUUUCUGCCAUGCCCCCUGCAUGACAUCACUGCCACCACCAUUACCCUUUCCUGAGACCUCAUUCUGUGCUGAAACCUUCCGACCUAUGACAUCGCCUCCCAGCCUAUGAUGUCAUCAUGAGCCUGUGCCACGUCCGGUGAUGUCCUGCCAUGCCUUGUCUUAUCUACAUAUAGAAACAUACGUCUAUACAUAUGGAGUAUAUUUAUCUGGACGCACUAUAUAUAUAGAUCUAUAUAAAUAUAUAAAUAUAUUGUCUAUAGGGGCUACACUAUUUCUAUGCAAGAAGAUUUAUGGUAAAUUUAACCUUGUCAGUUCCUGGCUGGCCGCUUUGGUUCUCUGUCGGCACUGCGGAGGUUAGUUUGUGAACUAUUGUAAUUUUUUUUUUAUUUAUUUACUUUUGUGUAUUUUUUUAAUCAAUAAAGCUGUGCCCCGCUACCCUUAUGUCCCACUUAC
Hyla sarda is the source of this 7086-nucleotide messenger RNA. RefSeq names its product microtubule associated serine/threonine kinase 1 (gene MAST1). The record is from RefSeq and is a predicted model, not a curated record. NCBI's taxonomy places the organism in Eukaryota, Metazoa, Chordata, Amphibia, Anura, Hylidae. The transcript has 26 exons. Gene Ontology annotation, biological process: intracellular signal transduction; peptidyl-serine phosphorylation. Gene Ontology annotation, molecular function: protein serine/threonine kinase activity; ATP binding; magnesium ion binding. Bases 430 to 6087 code for a protein of 1885 amino acids.